Thamnophis sirtalis is the source of this 390-nucleotide messenger RNA. NCBI's taxonomy places the organism in Eukaryota, Metazoa, Chordata, Lepidosauria, Squamata, Natricidae. The record is from RefSeq and is a predicted model, not a curated record.
AUGGAGUUUGGAAAGAGCUUAAGUGAGAGUAGUGAUAUUAAUUGCCAUCAAAGGAUUGACAGAGAGGACAGACCCUAUAAAUGCAUGGUGUGUGAAAAGAGAAUCCACACGGGGGAAAAACCAUUUCAAUGUACAGAAUGUGGAAAAAGCUUUGCUUGGACAGGACAACUUAAUUCUCACAAAAGGACCCACACAAAAGAGAGACCAUAUAAAUGCAUACAGUGUGGAAAAGCAUUUACUCACAAAAAUAGUCUUACUUGUCAUGAAAGAAUCCACACGGGGGAAAAACCAUUUCAAUGUACAGAAUGUGGAAAAAGCUUUGCUUGGACAGGACAACUUAAUUCUCACAAAAGGACCCACACAAAAGAGAGACCAUAUAAAUGCAUGUAG